AUGGCCACACAAGUUUACCAGACCUUCACCAGCAGCCAAGUUCUUGACAACAUGCUCGUCGACGCUGCAACGCUAUUUAAUGAAAACUAUGGAACAUGGGGCGAGAAAGCCUCUAAACCAGGAUCCCCUGUUCGCCUGAGCGCUUCUCGACUUCGAAAGCAAUAUCUACCCGAUGAUUCCCAGAGCUCCUAUACUCGGGUGCUUGUGGAUGGAGUGCUUGCUGGCAAUGCCUUCUUCUGCCGCUGGAACUGUGCAGGCAAGACUGUCUGCUGGGUUACCCAGCUCGUGGUUAGCAAGGAGUAUCGUGAGCGUGGGCUCGCAGGCGGCCUGUUGAGGGCGCUGAAACAGGACAGCGACAACAUAUUCGGCAUUAUGAGCUCUCACCCAGCCGCAUGUCUUGCAGCGGCGGCGGCAUUCGCAACAACUAUCGAAAAGGUGUCUCUUGACUUCAUUAGAGAGAACGCGCAGGGAGUCAUGGGACUCUCGCCAAUAACGUAUAUACGGGAUGCAAAGCUGUGCGGAACUAUCUUUGACGCCAACGACGUAACCGGACUCGUCUCCGGUGUCGACACCGGGUUCUUCGUUGAUCAUGAAGAACCUCUAGACGCAUUAGAAACUAUUCGCGAAAGCCUGCAGUGGCCAUUCGGGGAUCUCCCAGAUGGCCACGAAUAUCUACUGAUUGUUCCUGGCAAGACUCGUCGAUCUAGGUCUCGAUCAUCGAGUGGGCGCAGCGAUGUCUCGGUUGCAGAAGCUUAG
Molecule: messenger RNA, 756 nt
Organism: Cordyceps militaris CM01
Lineage: Eukaryota; Fungi; Ascomycota; Sordariomycetes; Hypocreales; Cordycipitaceae
Exons: 3
Coding region: 1-756 (251 amino acids)
Molecular function (GO): acyltransferase activity, transferring groups other than amino-acyl groups
Source: RefSeq, a predicted model, not a curated record